Molecule: messenger RNA, 1971 nt
Organism: Aureobasidium namibiae CBS 147.97
Lineage: Eukaryota; Fungi; Ascomycota; Dothideomycetes; Dothideales; Saccotheciaceae
Exons: 1
Coding region: 1-1971 (656 amino acids)
Biological process (GO): DNA repair
Molecular function (GO): DNA binding; metal ion binding
Source: RefSeq, a predicted model, not a curated record
AUGGCUUCGCGACGGACACUGGGAGGAGGCAGAGUUUUGGGCAGCGGCCGCUCGCUGUCGCCCGCCGUCAACCCCCAGCGCCCGCACCAGCUCACUCCUUCCGAGAGCUCCCUGUCGCUUGCUUCCAGCUCCCACACUUCGACCACCGAGACAGACGACAUUGCCUCCAGAAUCGCCCUCGACUCCAACAAUGGCCCCGUCGGUGCCGCCGCCGCCAGCUCCCGUCUGGUCUGUCCUAUUUGCAAUGAGGACAUGGUCACCCUCCUCCAACUCAACCGGCACCUCGACGACAACCACCAAAACCUGCAAGAAGUCGAGCAAGAUGAAGUCAAGAACUGGUUCGAACAACAGAUGAAAAAGGCAAAGCGUUUCCAGCCGCUUGCUGUCCUCAAUCAGAAACUAAAAGGCCUCGACGUCUUCGAGUCCAACGCCAUCCAACCCUCACACCUUGUCUCGUCCACCCCACCUCGUUCCUCCACUCCGAGUAAUACCACUCCUACCCAAACCUCCACCGCCGUACCAGAGUCCCGCCUUGAUCCCGACGAUGUCGUUACGAAAGCACACUGGCAACGUUCCUCGGGUCACGACUCUUGUUCAGACCCCUUGUGCGGAAAGAGACUCGGGAACACAAACGGCAACGUCAACUGUAGACACUGCGGUAAGCUUUUCUGUGACGAACACACCAUGUACCAGAUGAAGCUGUCUCGCUCUGCCCAACACGAGCCUGUCCGCGGUUUGUGGUGUCGUGUGUGCGAGACAUGUUACAAGAGUCGUCCGGGUUACAACGACCACUCUGGACUUGAGCGCGAUCAUACCCAACGUUUUGCUGCUAUCCGUAGACGCACAGUAGACAAAGCAUACCUCGAAGUGAGUCGCCUGGAGAAGCGCCUCUCGAGGCUCACCCAGUUGCUUGCCAACCCACCUCCGCCCGAGAACGAUCAAAGUACCAGUAGCUUCCUCUGGUCUCUGGCUGGCUCCAAGAAUCGUAUCCGUACUCUGGAACAAUCGGUGGUAACUUGGGAAGAUGACGCUCGCGUCCUACACUGUCCAUUUUGUCAGCAACAGUUCUCGCAAUACUCUUUCCGCCGACAUCAUUGUCGAAUAUGUGGUCGAGUCGUGUGUGGUGAUCCAGCGACGAAUUGUUCCACUGCGAUCGCUUUGAAUGUGGAUGCGCCGCUCAAUCCAAAUGGCCUGGAGAAAUCUGUUGGUCAAGUGGCCGUCGAUGUACGCAUGUGUAAAGACUGCCAGCACACAAUCUUCAGCAAAUCCGACUUUGCUCGACAACUCUCAAUACAACCUCCAGACCAACGAGCUUACGAGAACCUCGUACAGUUCGAGCGCGGAAUCCGUCUUCUCCUGCCCAAGUUUCAAAAACUACUCCAGGCCCUACAAGAUCCUGACAAGCCUCCUACCUCCACUCAACUAAGCGAUGCCACCAAAGUACGCAGGCGGCUUAUGGAUGCAUUCACACAGUACGACGUAGCCGCCAGACGUAUCAGAGACCUGCCAACCGAUAGCCCGACGCAAGAGCGUUUACAAAAGGCCAUUUACGCACAAGCAACCACGUUCCUCCACUUACACAUGCUUCCCCUCAAAUCCUUACCCAAACUGCUUCAACACGCAACCCCGCAUGGCAAACCCACAGCCAAGGCCUCGGCGGAUCCUCUGGCCGCCAUCAAGAACGAUCAGGCCAGCAGACCCCAAGGCAGUCGCGCGAGCAGCUCGUCAUCAGCCCAAGUCACUGCCCUGGAAGCCGAGGAGAAGGAGCUUCGAGAGCGCAUGAUCGUGCUUGAGGAGCAGAAAUUCUUCGUCGAAGGUAUGAUUGCUGAUGCGAAUAAGCGCAGGAGGUUUGAUGAGGUCGCUAGUCUGGCGGGCAAUGUUGAGGAUUUGACUCGAGAGAUUGAUCAGUUGCAGGGCCAGAUAUCGGGUAUGGAUUUUGCUGGUGCGUAUGCGGUUGGGCAGGAGAUUUGA